Molecule: messenger RNA, 3418 nt
Organism: Haliotis rubra (blacklip abalone)
Lineage: Eukaryota; Metazoa; Mollusca; Gastropoda; Lepetellida; Haliotidae
Exons: 9
Coding region: 704-1276 (190 amino acids)
Source: RefSeq, a predicted model, not a curated record
UCAAAAUAGGCUUUGAGCGUCUGUCUAUCUACUCGCGUCUCAUGGGAACACAUCCAGUCAAAACGGUGAAUUUUCGUUUCACAGAUAGAUCGCCAGAUGGCUCUCCAAGCUUUGACAAUUACGGCACUGCUGAUUACUCAACUGGUUCUGCCGGCUAGAGGCGAAGGUUACGUUAACGAUGGCAACAAUCUUUAUUCAAAACGUCUGAACCUGAGAGGGUCUGCCCGGUCUGCAGUAGUGGGACACAACUUCACGUUCUCCUGUACAGUUUUAGAAUUCUGGAGACCUCGUUCAAAAAAAGAAAAUAACAUGGAAAGUGGAAACAACCAACGGAACAUUUUAUGUAAAUGAUACAUGCUUGCUGUCUUCAAAAUACGAAAGGCAAAAAUACAAUUAUGAUAAUUUUACGUGUGAACACGUUCUGACAAUUAAAAAUGAGGAUUAUUACUCAUAUCAAGGUUCCAACUGGACAUGUCAAGACAACGGUUGGAGAAGCAACACCAUCUCACUGGAUGUAGAGGUGCCCUUAUUGGAAAUUCAUAUCGAGAACUCGACGAGCAAUCCUCUGGCCCUGACCGAUAAUGAAACCCUCACGCUCGUGUGUAAGACCAAUCCGACCAAACCAUCGUCCAGCAUCACAUGGCGUCCAGGAAAUCAGACGCUGAAGGGGAACGUGACGUCGUUGGUCCGUGAUGACGAUGACAUGGUUGCAGACGUCAGUAAGAUCACAUUCACUGUUACCUGUGGCCAUCAUCUCGUCGGCAUCCAGUGUGCUGCAGUCUAUAGAAAUAAGAUGCUGAUAUCUGGAACCCAAGUCCUCUUUGUACAUUGCACCACAAAUCAGGAGUCUGUCCUUUCAGCUUCAGGACAAUGUUUCGGAGCUGGACUAGAAGUUGGGAUAACGCUAUGUCUGGUAUCAUUGGUAGCCAUGGGAGCAACAGCUGCGUACAUCAUUCACUGGAAAAGACGCAACGCACAAAAGGAUGUAACGAGGAAGGUAGCGGUACCUCAAGUGAACGCAGCGUCUAUGACCACGUCCGAAUUUGGUGAUGGGCAACGUCACAAGGUUUAUGAACCGACACAAGACACAGUCAACGACGGGACAUAUGAACCAAUCCAGAUCAUUCCAGAGUCGUGGAGCUGCUCUGGCGAAGGAUCGAUCUCCAUAGGUGGUGGUCCUUGCAUGUGGAACACACAGCAUGCUUUGUCCAAUGGAUCUAAGAGACCUGGCUGGCUUGUAUUCCUGGAGGAGUUCCUGGAGAUACACAGGGGCUAGGCCUGUCCUUGCUUUGAAGGUUAACAGGAGCACUUUAUAAGUGAUUCUGUCUGCCACCUUCAACCAAUGAAGUUUCUUUAGCACUGGAGAAAUGUGGCUGUCUUUCUUUGUCUUUGUCACAAGUCUCGCUGCACAUGCUCUGUCAUCCUAUCGCAUGGUGACAAUCACUGGAUUGUCUGGUCCAGACUCGAUUUGUUUACUAACAAUAUCGUACACCUGUAAUGCUGCUGAAACAAAUAUAUGCUCAUGAUAUAGUCACAAUUGUUCAAUCGACUCAAUUUGUAGCAGAGAUUUCGUAUGGAGUUGGAAAGGCUUUUAUCGCUUCUGUGUACCUAAAAAUACCUGUCUGUUAUUUUUUUCUCAAAUUAUCGGAACAGUUCGUACAAUAAACUUGUGUUUAAUAUUGUUAUGUGUACAAGUUGGAUUCGAGGGGACACAAUGGGGGAUGGGGGGGGGACAGUGCAGUAUGACAGCAUUAGAGGGGUCGUCUCAAGACUCGCCCAUGUCACAGCCCUCGUCGUCGGAUUUCCUUGUGUAACACUAUUCGGUGGUCAGCCGGGCUUGAUUUCCACACACUACUGGAGGUUUACAAGAGUCAAGAAGUUAACACAACACACUGUUGACAGAUCAAAUUAACAUAUCGUUAUGUGUGACUUUACUUCUUCCCUCGUUGUACAAACUUCGCCUCGGCUGCUCGGCUGUAGAAACUGACCGCUUACCUACGGACCGGAUGACCGGUAAAAUCAGUCGAUAACAAGCAACAAUUCGUAUGGUAAAGAAUCCAUAUGCGGUCAAAAGUUUAAGGUGGAAGUUAAUAAAUAGGGAGAUGAUUUGGAGAAACAGCAGAGAGGAGCUAAUAGGAAAAUAGAGGCGCACAGAGGCGACGAACACUGUCCAGGGCAAGACCAUCAGAGCAAUCCAGAAGAUAAGUCUGAGAUGACCAAUAAUGUCGAUCUAACAGCCAGGGCAUCACACUAGAACGAGCUCCAGGCACACCUGCUCAACAUAUGCAACAGGCCGUAGCCUCUCCCACACUGUCAAUCUCUGCCUCGUCCUUGUGGUCACUGUUAACAAGAGGGCAGUGUAGUACUAAUUAAACACUUUACUGAAACCUCCAACGUUUCUGUUGUGCUACACUGGUGCCAAGACCUGCAAUAAGAUUCUUAAUACACGACGUGAUAUUUUAUACAAAUAACGUGUACAUGUAUAUAUAUUUUAUAUUUUUUAUAUUAUGUAUGUCUUUAGUUUUUAUGCAGAACUGUCUCCCAUAAAUCGCUGAGCGAUUGGUUGUAUAAACAUGUGAGACAACAAUAUAAAUAUCUGUCUCUCUGUCUGUCACUGCUGAUGUCGCAUGUGUCAAAACGUUCGGCGGGACUGCUGCUUGCUGAUGCUCAUCACCAUGACGUUUACUGUUUCUGUUUGAAUAAUAUUAAGAUAAUGAUUUCGGAGAUGAACGAUGUCAGAUUGUUUACGUGAUUAAGCCCUAUUUUCACCACUUAUCUUUGUGCAUCUGUAUCCAACGAAUACCAAAUUUGUUUGUAUUACCCCAUUUACUGUUUAUUGUUAGAAAGGGCGUGUACUCUAAUGGAAUGUUUCCCUACCGUUUUGACAAAUGUUCAUUGCUUUGCUACCCGUGAAAAUCCGGAUGAGAAUUGGUUUUGUGCUGUCCAUGCUUGUCGUAAGACUAACGGGAUUGAGUCGUCAGGCUCACAAGACUUGGUUGAUCGUAUCACAAUUGCAAAGAUCGAUGCUCGUCAUAUCAAUCACAAGAUUUUUCGUCGUUUGUACGAGGAACUGGAGUGUUGCAGAGACUGGCAUUAUGUAACAAGCUGACAAAUAAACGUUGUUUUCCUUCCAUUGGUCAAGUCGUCGUCAUACCCAUCCCCGAUAAGCUCGGGCAAAUCUCCACUAGUGUUAGAUCUCACUAGUGGAGAUUUAUCGGAACGUAUACCCUGGAGAUUAUCGAGGAUGCGUUAUACCAGGAUAAUAGUUUUGUUUUUCUCAUGUAGUAUACUUUCAUUAAUUUUCCUAUCUUUUAAUUCCGCUCUAAUAUUUAUUUUGGGACAUUGCAUGAUUGUGCUUUUGUAAUUCAUUAUGAUCUAAUACCUAUCUGUUAAUUGAAUAAAAUCUUGAUUAACGACA